This is a messenger RNA of Anneissia japonica, 2666 nucleotides long. Its product is annotated as nudC domain-containing protein 2-like. NCBI's taxonomy places the organism in Eukaryota, Metazoa, Echinodermata, Crinoidea, Comatulida, Comatulidae. The coding region runs from base 225 to 629 and encodes 134 amino acids. Gene Ontology annotation, cellular component: cytoplasm. The record is from RefSeq and is a predicted model, not a curated record. Gene Ontology annotation, biological process: protein folding. The transcript is spliced from 5 exons.
AAAGUGGCAAUUCUUUGGUAACCCAAUUCUUUGGCGGCACAGAUGGCGAUUGACUAGGCCUAUAGGCCUAGUAGUAGGGAAAUACCAUUUGCUGCUGUAAUUUAAUUUUAAAAUCAAUUAAGUUACUAUUUUCUGAUGAACAUCAAAUAGCCUAUUAUUUUCAGUCAGUUGAGACCAACAGUGAUAACUAUAUAGGUCAACUAUUCCAGAUAUAUGUGAAAAAUAUGUCUCAUUUUGAUGAGAAGAGUGGAAUUGUACCAUGCGAGACAGAAUGGGGAAUGUGGUACCAAACUAUAGAGGAGGUGAUGGUUGAAAUAAAUGUUGAGCCUGGUACCAAACCCAAGGAGAUUACUGUGAUUUUUAAACCAAAUCAUUUAACAUGUGUUGUAAGAGGAAACAAUAUUAUUAAGGGAGACCUAUUUGCUACAGUGCAUGCCGAUGAGUGUCUUUGGGAUCUUGAAGACAGAAAACUGUUGAGAUUAACAUUAACCAAAGGUAAUCCAACAGCAGAAAACUGUUGGCAGUCAUUACUCAAAGAGCAGUAUGCUGCUGAUCCAAUGAAAUUUGACCAGAUGGAAAAGAAGCUAACUCUAGAGAGGUUUCAAAAUGAGUUCGUUGAUGCAUUUUGAGCGACUACAGUGCAUUCCUUGUAUUGCAAGUAACAAUUUGCCCGCGAAAUUAUUGAAAGUAAUACCUGACCUAUGAGGAAACAGUUACUGGUUUGAUUUGAUCAACUAUAAGCUGAAUUGACUUGCACCAGAAUUUAUGGUUACAGUAAACUAAAUCAGAAAAACUGUUGACUUCAUCAGUAUUAGUAUGGUACCUAAUCCAUCUGACAUGCUGAGCUGGUACUCUUACCAUCCAAGUCCUUUUUCUCUAUUAAAACAUUUUUAAUGUCUUUAUUCAUGGAUGCAUCACCCAGCAAUUAAUAUUCAGUUUCGUUUGUACAAAAUGUAUACUUCCGGUUAUGUUGUUAAUAUCAUAGAAUCUUUACCAGUUGUAUAUAUUUUACAAUCUAUUUGCAAUUGACAUGGGCCUAAAAAAACACUGUGUUAUGCAAACUCUAGAAUGGAAUGUAUUACAAUAUUUAUAAUAGCAUGCUCUGUGAAGCAUAGUUCGGUAAUUAUUGAAUAUUCCAGUUUCAUACAAAAUGUAUACUUCCGAUUAUGUUGUUAAAUAUAGAAUCUUUACCAGUUGUUAUAUUGUAUAAUCCAUUUGCAUUUGAAAUGAGCCUAAGAAAGACGUUAUUCACAAUAACAAAAUAAUAAUAAUAAUAAUAAUAAUUUGAAAUAUGGCAAAAAAAAAAUGGCACUCUCAGAAUUUUUUUUUUUUUUAUAACCUUAAAAAUUUAGUGAGGAAUUGAAAUGUACAGUAUUACCAUAUUGAUAAAACAUGUAAAUGCGCGAGGGGGGGGGGGGGUCCCUAUUCAAACUCGUUAAAUGAGCUUAACACAUUUAAUUUCAUGCAAAUAUUAUGAACUUGCUAGAGAUUCUUACCUGCAUGUGGGAGUACAGUACGGGAGGCCGUCCCAAUUUCCAGGAAGACUAAAACUAAUGAUAUUCGUAAUCAAGAGAUUAAAUGAUUUCAUAAGUCUAAUGUAGUGAUUUAUAUGUACUGUAUAAGACUUCAGUGCAUCUGUAUAAAUAUAGUUCUAAUCUUCAACUUCGUCUUCGACAUCACCGCCCACCAUUGGUUGAUGGCAAGAAGUCUGUACAAUUAAUUGUAUGUUGAAUAUAUCCAGUGAGAGACCAGGUGGUGCAGUCAGCCGUUACUUACAAUAAUACCGUAUAAAAUAAAAUGUUAAACCUGUUUGGCCAGUGCAUUUCUGUGUAUGCCACUACAUAUUUUUUAGACAAAACUAUUCUUAAUUUAAAAUUCAAACAUUCAAGUUAGCAACAAGUGCUUUAUCUGGUACAGUUGUGCAGGUUGCUUUUUAAUUUAUUUUACCAUUUUAUAUUCAUUUAUCGAUGUGCAAAAAGUCCAACAAAUUAACUUGUACCAAACAUGACAAGAACUCUGAAGAGAUGCUUUUUAUAAGUAAAUGAUAGUGAUAAACACCCAGACUUUGUAUGCACAGCAGAGUCAACUUGGAAUUCACCAAUAACUACAGUAUAUUAGUUGAUGGAAGUUUUUCCAACUGUUAGCAUGACCCAAUAAGUAUAUAUUCAUUUUUUCAUUAUUUCAAGAAAAUUUGAUAUUUUUUUCUAAUCUUAUGAUCCUGCACACAUGUAUAGUGAAAUGUUAUUUUGAAAUCUAUAGUGUGAGUUUUAAUGAUGCUACACCCAAAAAAAAGUGAAUUUUUUUUUUCAACAAAGCAUAAUAUAAUAAUACAAAUUAACAAAUGUUUAAUAUUUUUUUUAUUGUUCAAUAAUUGUAAUACUGAAAUUUUUUUUAUUACUGUUGUUACAGUAUUAUUUUGAUUUUCAUCACCUUUUGCUUUGUUAAGGGUAACUCAUAAUUUCUUUUAAAUACUUUAGUACUUAUAUUUUAUGAUAGCUACCAUUUGAGUUAAUUUUCUUACUAGUCGUAUAGUUGUACAAUUUAGUAACAUUGAGACUGAUUUUCUCAAGACCAGAUUUCCAUACAUCUUAACUUACAAUGCUUGCAUUUCUGGAUCUACUUAUCCUUAGAACGACCAAAUUAAAGCUUAUAAUGUAAAGUUAAAA